This is a messenger RNA of Aspergillus nomiae NRRL 13137, 687 nucleotides long. Its product is annotated as phosphoribulokinase/uridine kinase family protein. Lineage: Eukaryota; Fungi; Ascomycota; Eurotiomycetes; Eurotiales; Aspergillaceae. The coding region runs from base 1 to 687 and encodes 228 amino acids. The record is from RefSeq and is a predicted model, not a curated record. Gene Ontology annotation, cellular component: cytoplasm. The transcript has a single exon. Gene Ontology annotation, molecular function: ATP binding; kinase activity.
AUGGAAGAGGAGUACACGCGUAUCGCGGACAUCAUUCGCCACCGGGCCAGAACCCAUGGUAAGAAGCGAUAUCUCGUCGCCAUCGCCGGCGUGCCCGGCUCUGGCAAAACAACAACAGCAACUGCCAUUGCACGGCGUUUGAAUUCAGGGCAAACCCCUAUCCAGACUGAGCUGGUCUCGAUGGAUGGCUUCCACCUGUCGCGGGCGACACUGGACCAGCUCCCGAAUCGAGAAGAGGCAUAUAUCCGGCGUGGAGCGCCGUGGACCUUUGAUGCUGCCCGAUUCGUUGCCUUCGUUCACCAAUUACGGCAGUGGACAGAUACAUUCUCUGACGAAACGAUCUAUGCGCCUGCCUUCCAUCACGAAACCAAAGAUCCAGUGGAGGACGGUAUCAUGAUAUCGGGCGAUGCUUCGAUCCUCAUCAUUGAAGGCAACUACCUCCUCCUGGAUGAGCCUGAGUGGCGCGAUAUUGCACGACUGGUUGACUACCGUGUAUUCGUUGACACAGAUCUGCAAGAAGCACGGGACCGUGUGGCGAAGCGUCAUGUCAGCGCGGGGAUAGAAAAAACGAUAGAAGAUGGGUAUCGUCGGGUGGAUAGUAACGACUAUUUGAAUGCGCUUACAAUCCGGGACAAGCUGAUCCAGCCUGAUAUGGUGGUACAUAGCAUCUCCGAGGUAUCAUCAUAG